UUUUUUGAGCAUCAUCGUGUUGUUGCUGUUGCGAAGUUUUCGAGGAGCCAACUACCACCACAACUAGGAGCUCUCGUCUGUCCUGAUGGGUGGAGUCGCUACCAAGACUCAUGCUACUACAUAGAAACGGCUAAAAUGAGCUACGGUCAAGCCGAAAGAGCUUGCAGUGAGAAGGGAGCAACGCUUUUUGUCGCAGACUCCGUCGAGGAAUUCGUAAGUCGUUGGUUCUGGAUUGGUCUUGGACAAGGAGAAGGUGAUUCAUAUCCUCAAUGGCAAGUCGCUGGUGAUUCCAGGAAAUGGCUGAUCCUUCCGUUCUCUUCCAGUUCCAAUGGAUGGUCUUCUGCUGCGACUUGUGUUGGCCACUACAAUGGUGGCACCUACAACUACCUUUAUUUCUAUCCUUGUUCAUCGCUAUUCUACUCAGUUUGCGAGAAAAACUCAACUCUGAUUGGUAAUCGAAUAAAUGCGAUGAAUUGA
Molecule: messenger RNA, 477 nt
Organism: Haemonchus placei
Lineage: Eukaryota; Metazoa; Nematoda; Chromadorea; Rhabditida; Trichostrongylidae
Source: the annotation of a GenBank genome assembly